GGGGCGGGGAGCGAGGCGAGGGCCCGGCGCGGCGCGGCCCCGCUGGGUCCUGGCCGCCGUGUGCCAGGCGGGGCAGCCCGGAGCAGGCGGCAGACAGAGGUGCGGCCGGCCUGGGAGUGCCCGGCGCGGCUUCGGGCGCAGAUUGAAUUGCAGACUUCAGGCUCUGGAUCCAACUCACACGACUGGUGUUUUAUUGUUCCUUAUGGUGGAGCUGGUGAUCAUCCCUAAGAAGAGAGAAGAUGAUGAGUGAUGCAAGUGACAUGCUUGCUGCGGCUUUGGAGCAGAUGGAUGGCAUCAUAGCAGGUUCAAAGGCACUGGAAUACUCCAACGGCAUUUUUGACUGCCAGUCCCCCACUUCUCCCUUCAUGGGGGGCCUGCGGGCACUGCACCUAGUGGAGGACUUGCGGGGCUUGCUGGAGAUGAUGGAAGCAGACGAGAGAGAGGGGCUGCGCUGCCAGGUCCCAGACUCGACGGCAGAGGCUCUGAUUGAAUGGCUCCAAAGUCAAAUGACUAAUGGACACCUAUCUGGGAAUGGAGAUGUAUACCAAGAAAGGCUGGCUCGUCUGGAAAAUGAUAAGGAAUCUCUUGUUCUGCAAGUAAGUGUGCUUACGGAUCAGGUGGAGGCCCAGGGAGAAAAGAUUCGGGAUCUGGAGUUCUGUUUGGAAGAACACAGAGAGAAACUGAAUGCCACAGAAGAGAUGCUGCAGCAGGAGCUUUUGAGCAGAACAUCCCUUGAAACUCAGAAGCUGGAUCUUAUGGCAGAGAUAUCCAAUCUGAAGUUGAAACUUACAUCUGUAGAGAAGGAUAGAGUGGACUAUGAGGAUAGAUUCAGAGACACAGAGGAUUUGAUCCAGGAAAUAAAUGAAUUGCGACUAAGAGUGGGAGAGAUGGACAAUGAAAGAUUCCAGUAUGAGAAGAAGCUUAAAACAACCAAAUCUUUAAUGGCCAAACUUUCUAGCAUGAAAAUCAAAGUGGGUCAGAUGCAGUAUGAAAAGCAGCGGAUGGAGCAAAAAUGCCAGAUGCUAAAGGAUGAACUAGCAGCUUUGAAAGAGAAACUGGAGCAGAAGGAAGCUGAGGUAAAAAGAUUGCAAGAAAAAUUGGUUUGUAAGCUGAAAGGAGAAGGAAUUGAAGUACUGGACAGAGAUGAAAAUUGUAAAAAGAAGCUGAAAGAUAAAAAUAUAGAGGUACAGAAAAUGAAGAAGGCGGUAGAAUCCCUUAUGGCAGCAAAUGAAGAGAAGGAUCGGAAGAUAGAAGAGCUUCGACAGUCUCUGAAUAGGUACAAGAAAGUUCAAGACAUGGUGAUACUGGCUCAAGGUAAAAAAGGCAAGGAAAGUGACAGUGAAGACUUCUUGCAUUCAGGAUCAGUUUCUACAGUUUUAUUGGACACACCAACUCUGACUGACCCAGAGAAAAGUCCAUCCCCAACUCCUGUAACAGCAUCUCCAAUCCAUGAUGAGUUUAACAUGAAUAUUCAAGAAGAGAAUUCCUUACAGAUCCACACAAGUGUUUUACAGAUUUCAAUCCCAUCUUUUUCAUCAACGUCCAAGAGUUCAGAAAUUGUUGCAGAAAAAGUGAAAACACAGCCUAGGUCAGAUCCCGCAAGUGAUUUGAGUGAAGGAAGAUCAACUGGUUCCUCCCCAGGAACUCAGCUGUGUGACGGUCCAGCAACUUCUUCACUGCAGAAGUCCAGCAGUCUAAGCAGUUUGAAGAAGGAGACAUGUGAAGCGGACAGAGACCCUGCACAGAAGCCAACAGAGCAGGUUAAACCUCCAAUGGAAGGUAAUAAUUUUGCAACCCUCCCUCCAAAAUCUCCUUCUCACGGUGUCACAGGAGAUGAGGAUAGUUUUGGUACCCGUAAAGCCAGAUCUUCAUUUGGACGAGGCUUUUUCAAGAUCAAAAAUAACAAGAGGACUGCAAGUGCCCCAAAUCUGGAUCGCAGUCGAAGUGCAAGUGCACCUACCUUAGCUGAAACAGAAAAAGGAUCUGCAGAUCACUUGGAUCUGGCUGGCUUGCCCCCUCGACCAAAAGAAACAGAUAGUUUACAGAUGACUCCGCCUUCUCCAGAUUCCAAGAAAAAGGCCAGAGGAAUCAAGAAGUUUUUUGGAAAACUUAAAAGAAGUCAGUCUACCACCUUCAACCUAGAUGACAUGUCCGAGACUGAGUUCAAAAGAGGAGGGACAAGAGCAACUGCAGGGCCGCGACUGGGCUGGUCUCGAGACCUGGGGCAGUCUCACAAUGAGCUGGACAUGCCAUUUGCCAAGUGGACAAAAGAGCAGGUUUGCAACUGGCUCCAGGACCAAGGACUAGGCUCUUAUAUAAGUAAUGGCAGACAAUGGAUACUGUCGGGGCAAACACUUCUUCAGGCUUCUCAGCAGGAUUUGGAAAAGGAGCUUGGGAUAAAGCACCCAUUGCAUCGGAAGAAGCUUCAGCUUGCUCUGCAGGCGCUUGGGUCUGAAGAGGAAAACAAUCAUGGAAAACUGGAUUACCACUGGGUUACAAGGUGGCUGGAUGACAUUGGCCUCCCCCAAUAUAAGACCCAGUUCGAUGAAGGAAAGGUGGAUGGCCGAAUGCUUCAUUACAUGAGUAUGGAUGACUUGCUGUCCUUGAAGGUUGUCAGUGUCCUCCACCACCUCAGCAUCAAAAGGGCCAUCCAAGUUCUGAGAAUAAAUAACUUUGAACCUAACUGUCUGCGCAGGAGGCCAUCAGAUGAGAGUAGUGUCACACCUUCUGAAGUCACCCAGUGGACCAAUCAUCGUGUGAUGGAGUGGUUACGCUCUGUUGAUCUGGCAGAGUAUGCACCUAAUCUGCGGGGGAGUGGUGUGCAUGGGGGACUGAUGGUUUUGGAGCCACGUUUCAAUGUAGAAACCAUGGCGCAAUUGCUAAACAUCCCACCAAACAAGACACUGUUGCGACGGCACUUGGCGACUCAUUUCAACCUCCUCAUUGGGCAGGAUGCCCAGCAGAAGAAACGUGAAGCCAUGGAGUCCCCAGACUAUGUCCUCUUAACAGCAACUGCCAAAGUAAAGCCAAAGAAACUUGCCUUCAGUAGUUUUGGAAGCCUGAGGAAGAAAAAGCAAGAUGAUGUGGAAGAGUAUGUGUGUCCUAUGGAACUGGGGAGGGCUUCUGGAAGUGGGUCAAAGAAGGGUUUUAAGCCUGGCCUGGAUAUCCGAGUGUAUGAUGACGACGAUUUGGACAGACUGGAGCAGAUGGAAGAUUCAGAAGGGACAGUGAGGCAAAUAGGAGCAUUUUCUGAAGGCAUCAACAACUUAACACACAUGUUAAAAGAAGAUGAAAUGUUUAAAGACUUUGCGACUCGCUCUCCUAGCACCAGUAUAACAGAUGAGGACUCUAACGUGUGACAGUAACCACUAGGCACUGAUGAAGGCUCAGCUCACUUUCCUAUGUACAAGAAACAGCAUUACACAUGAUGGGCAGCAAAUCAUGUACAUUACAUUGCCCUUUCUUCUGUUUGUUAGAAGUAAUACUGGGAGGCGGUGAAUUUUAAAAAAAAAAAAAAGGUGCCUACUCUAAAGUUGCCAUAAGAAAUACCCAGACACUAGUGAAUGGUAAUUGGUUUUUUACUGUAUUUAAUAUACAAACUGGUGGUAUCUUUCAGAGUGUUGCAUUUAAAUUUACAUGGUAUCAUAGUGUUCCUUUUGCUUAUUCUUGUCCUGAGAUAAUCCUUUAUAUUGUUUCAGAAUAGAUGUGUCUGUAGAUGUUGAUCAGCUUUCUCUAGGUUUUCAGUUGAAACAAGAUGUUAUUGCUAUCAGCACAAAUACUAGUUCUGCCCUUCCCAUGAUAUCAAAUGUAGGAUUUUAGUCAUCCAUGCCCUCCCCUGUAGCUCUUAAUUGUUGCUUUUAUUUUUAUACUGUUUUAUAAAAAAAAAAAAAAAAAAGAAUAUAUGAAGUACAUGUAAAAACAGAAAUUUAAAUUUUGUGAAAUAGAGUGAUGGAAAGCUUGAGGUGUGGGGGAAGGGGAGGGGUUUGUAAAAGAUUAUCGCAGUUUGUAUACCAGCUGGUUACUGGAAAAGGCAGGCUGGCCUUUGGAACUGUUUGCUUUUUUUGCUUUUUCUAAGUGCACAGUAUAAUGAUCUUCCAUUUGGGAUGAAACAGUUAUAAAGCAUGUUUUUAUUGGCAGUGACUCUUAUGGAAACUGCAAAUUCAAAACGUCUUCUUCCGUGUUCCUUGCAGCAAUAGUUAUAGCAUUCAAGAAAGUUAUUAAUGUUUCUGUGACUUAAAAAUAUUCUGGAGAGUUUUCCUUCAAGCUGAGAGUACUCCCUGCAUAUGGAAGGGAUAUUUCUGUGCUGUAACUAACAUAAAGAUGGUGUAAUUGCAAAAAAUCAAAAAUAAAAUAUAUAGAGAGAGAAAUGUAUAGGAAGUAUAUUAUUUCAUAAUAUUAAAGCCAAGGUGGGAAUUUCCCUCAAAAAUACAGAUAUCAAACAUGUUGCAUAUCAUUUUACCUUCUUAAAACAUAACUCUUUUGCCUUGAAGAUGAUCAGAUUUUAGUAAGUCUAACUAGCCAGUAGAAUUUUUUUUGUCAGAAUUUUUCUGUAUUGCAAGAUGUCCUAGCCAAAAGCCAAAAAAAGUAACUGUUUAUUACAGUAGUUGUUUAUACGGUGUUGAAUGUUGCAUGUAUUUUAGCACAAUGGAAUGAAAUUUCUUUGCUUUGUAAAGGAAAAAAAUACAGUUAGAAUUGCUCCUUGCAGUGGUAUUUGGCUUUUAUAAGAGUUGUCACUUCCGGCAAGGGUAGUAAUGAAACCAUUUCUGACAUGCUGCUUGUGUUGUAUAAUGGAGUUUAGAUUUUGGCUGAUUUUGUGGGUGUUUCUGAAACACCAUUACAAAAGUUAGGAAGGGAAGGAAGGUUCUUCACUGAGCUCUGCUUAUAGCUUAUAAUCUAUUACAAGUCUUUUUUUUUUUCUUUUUUUUUUCUUUUUUUUUUUUUUAAGGAUGUGCAGUGAAGGCUAUUUAUGUGCAAAGAAAAUGAAAAAUUUGAUGUGGACCAGUUGUGUUGUAUAUGAUAUCAAGUGCUGCCAUUCUCACUUUACUAACUGGAGCCAGGCAAACAAUCUGUAAUUAUUCAUAUUCAGUUUGUGCCACUUACCAUUUCUCUACAGACAGACUACAACACUGGUGCUUUAUCCAAAAUUCCUGACUAAGUAACAUCCACAAAUAAUUUGCUGUCUGUUGUUUCUUCCUCUGCUGUCUUGGGGGUGUUUGAGCUAUUUUAAUUAGGCAGAAAUACCACAUUCUGUAAUGCCUGCUUCCAGCUUUCAGGUGCAAAUACUCAGAUGUGGAUUCAGGGCUUGCUUUCUGUGAAUAAUUUGCAAUAUGGUAAUUAUUUACAUGUAAGUUGGGCUCAAGACCCUGCUCUUACCAGUAGAGACGCACUGGGAGGACAUAGCACAGGCUUCUGAGCAACAGUAUUCCUCUAAUUUCACUCCUUUAGCAGGCUGUGACUAGUGGACAUAAUGGCUGGAUAUUCACAGGAAAAAAAAA
Anas platyrhynchos (mallard) is the source of this 5495-nucleotide messenger RNA. RefSeq names its product PPFIA binding protein 1 (gene PPFIBP1). Gene Ontology annotation, cellular component: presynaptic active zone. Gene Ontology annotation, biological process: neuromuscular junction development. Lineage: Eukaryota; Metazoa; Chordata; Aves; Anseriformes; Anatidae. The record is from RefSeq and is a predicted model, not a curated record. Gene Ontology annotation, molecular function: protein binding.